Microcebus murinus (gray mouse lemur) is the source of this 3340-nucleotide messenger RNA. It is a transcript of the gene CCM2L, whose product is annotated as CCM2 like scaffold protein. Gene Ontology annotation, biological process: heart morphogenesis. The record is from RefSeq and is a predicted model, not a curated record. Lineage: Eukaryota; Metazoa; Chordata; Mammalia; Primates; Cheirogaleidae.
GGGUGGCCAGGAGGGUGGCAGGAGCAGAGGGGACGCUUCACCAUGGAAUAUGAAGUCAAGAAAGGGAAGAAGGGCUUUGUGUCCCCCAUCCGAAGGCUGGUGUUCCCCAAGGCCGGGCGCCGGGCGGCCUUCAGAAGCAGUGUGAGCCGCCGGCCCCUGCACUCGAUGCCCCUGUAUCCCCCUGACUACCUCAUCGACCCCCAGAUUCUGCUGUGUGACUACCUGGAGAAGGAGGUCAAGUUCUUGGGCCACCUCACCUGGGUGACUUCCUCACUGAACCCCUCCAGUCGGGACGAGCUCCUGCAGCUUCUGGACACGGCCAGGCAGCUAAAGGAGCUGCCGCUGAAGACCACGGCGGAGCAGGACAGCAUCCUGAGCUUGUCUGCCCGCUGUCUGCUGCUCACCUGGCGGGACAACGAGGAGCUCAUCCUGCGUAUCCCCACGCACGAAAUCGCCGCGGCCUCCUACCUGCAGGACGACGCGCUGCACCUGCUAGUGCUUAAGACCGGUCUGGGCGUGGACCCGGUGCCGGCCGGCGUGGACGCCAGCCCUGGGGGCGCGGGGCGAGACCCGGGCCCGCCGGGCGCGGCGCCCGAGAAGCGGCGGGUGGGCACUGCGGAGCGGCGCCACACCAUCUGCAGCCUGGACUGGCGCAUGGCGUGGGGCGGCGGCGCCGAGCCCGGCCGGGGCGGCGGCGGCGGCGGCAGCCUGGAGCGCCAGCGCGCGGGGGCGCGGGCGUCGGGCAGCUGGGAGCGCCGGCAGACGUUCAGCGGCAGCUGGGAGGCGGCGGCCCGGGCCGGCGGCGCGGCGGCGGCAGGGGCCAAGCGGCGGCCAAGCUGGGAGCGGAGGCAGGCGGGCGGCGGCGGUGGCAGCUGGGAGCGGCGCCACCCGGGCCCCAACCCGCUCGACCCUCAGGACCCCAGCCCCGAUGCCUACUGCAACCUGGUCAUCCUGGCUGUGGCCAACAGGGAUGCUGCUGAGGAGUCCUGCGCACUGAUCUGCCAGGUCUUCCAGAUCAUCUAUGGAGACCAGAGCAUUGAGUGCGUGGACCGGGCUGGCUACCACUACACGUCUACACCCGAACGGCCGUGGCUCUGCAGCCGCAGUGAGAGCUGCCGCACGGACGGGACUUACGCCUAUGACGCCGACUUCAGCUGCUGCAGCUCCUUCAAUGGCUCCCAGGACACUUUUGAAGCGUGUUAUAGCGGCACGUCCACACCCUCUUUCCAUGGCUCCCACUGCAGCAGCAGUGACCACAGUGGCCUGGGCCUCGAGCAGUUACAGGAUUACAUGGUCACGCUGCGGAGUAAGCUGGGGCCCCCCGAGAUCCAGCAGUUCGCGGUGCUGCUGCGAGAGUACCGGCUGGGGCUGCCAAUCCAGGACUACUGCGCGGGCCUGCUGAAGCUCUACGGGGACCGGCGCAAGUUCCUGCUCCUGGGCAUGCGGCCCUUCAUCCCGGACCAGGACAUCGGCUACUUCGAGGGCUUCCUGGAGGGCGUGGGCAUCCGCGAGGGCGGCAUCCUCACCGACAGCUUCGGCCGCAUCAAGCGCAGCAUGAGCUCCACGUCGGCGUCCGCCGUGCGCAGCUACGACGGCACCGCGCAGCGGCCCGAGGCGCAGACCUUCCACCGGCUGCUGGCAGACAUCACGCACGACAUAGAGGCGCUGGCCCCCGACGACGACGAUGACGACAACGACAACGACAACGAGGGCGACGAUGACGAGUCCCAGCGCUCCCGGGGAGCGGGUGACGCCGCUGAAGACAACUACCUGUAGCCGCCGCCCAUCGGGGGGAGUGGAAGGGGGUGGCCCCGCAGCCCACCUCUGGCGCUCACUCUUACCUGUGGGACCCCUUCCGCAGGGCCCCUCCUGACACCCUGGCCGGGGUCUUCACUCCCGGGGUUGCUGUCCCUGCCUCCAGGCCCGGAUCCGUGCAGUACCAAGGAUGUCCUGCAGGGGGCGGGCGAAGCCGGCCCCUCGAGUCCGGGGCGGUCGCCCGGGGCUCAGCAGGGCCCUCUGCCAGCCCGGAUUGGGCAGCGUCCCACUCCGUCCCACUAGCCCGGAGGGCUCGGGCCCAGGACCCACCCUCCUCCCCAAGGCUCCCUCGCCGCUUUCCGGAAGGGAUGACGGGUGGGCUCCACCUGCUGGCCGACUGAGAAAAGAAUUUCCAGAACCCAGAAGCGUCUGUUGGUCCUAUUUUACAGAGCGGGAAACUGAGGUUCAAAAAGAGGGGAAGGGACUUGAGGGGAUCCCCUGAUUCUUGAGAUAAUUCUUAUAUUACCUCAAAUAGACCGUACUAAACAGUGUAGAAGUUCUUUUUAAGGUCCCCUCUCCUGAGAGCAGGAGUUGCCUCCUCAGUGCAGAGAGAGGUUUCCAUUCCCUGAGGUUUGACUCGGUGGGUGAUCUGGCUCUCGUUUGGAGUCCUAAGGCCCUAAACAACUUGCUUGUUCAGGUCUUGGAUCUGGAGCCCGAUUUGGAUUUGGGAUCUUGGAUUUGGAGCCAGACAGACUCAGGCUCUUAUCUGGUUAGUGUCCUAGCCUCCCAUUUCCUCAUCCUCCCUGUGGGGUCAGCCCAUCUACCUCCCAGGGUGGCCGUGGAGAGUAAUGAAAGCCAAGACCUUAGUUUGGGGUUUAGCCCAUGAUAGGCACUCAAUAAAUGACAUUCCUUGCCACUUCAAACACUUUCUGAUCGGUUUUCCUGUCUUUCCUGGAUGCGAUGGGAUGACAACUGGGGGUGGGGGGUGUUAAGAAGACCCUCAUGCAGCUCAGUUCAGGAAGAAGAUACAGGACUUGCCCUUUGAAGCUCAAUUACAGUCUGGCUUUGUGUGCAAGGCCCAAAUGAGAAAUACCCAGGACUCCACAGCCAUCUGUGGGUCUGGGGUAGUCAAAUCUGACGGCAGGUUGGAGAGGUAGGGAGGUCAGGAUCGGCACAGCACUGGACAUCCUCUGAGUAAAGACUUGGCAGCUAAGAGGAACGAGGCUGGAGAGGAGGCCAGACACUCAUGUAGAAGAGCUCAAAUUUAUGUACAAAACUGUGCAAAGCUUUCCACAGCCUGGUAUAUGGUACUUACCAUGAGAUAGGUACUGUUAUCCAUUUUCACGUAAUACUAUUAGGACUUCACAUCCAGAGAGUUCCAUGAUUAAUACUACGUUUGUGGCAAGUGAUCAUCCUAUCAUUAUUGGUCUAGGCAAGGCCAUUCUGAUGUUUUGUUUUAUUUUAUUCUCCCCUCCCAAUCCACACAUUCCCCACAUUUCUUCCCUCUCCCCACCCUGAGCACCCACCUGUACGUGCUGAUGUGUAUCCCUGGACAUAAAUACACAAUGCUUUGUGUGGCUAUUUA